Molecule: messenger RNA, 771 nt
Organism: Tinamus guttatus (white-throated tinamou)
Lineage: Eukaryota; Metazoa; Chordata; Aves; Tinamiformes; Tinamidae
Source: RefSeq, a predicted model, not a curated record
CAGAUACUGUUCUUGAAGAGCAUGGAUCAUCCAGUGGAUGAAUCUUGAGCUUCUGGGUCAGAAACUGAGAUUUCCUUCCCUUUUUCAUGAAGGAUGGCAACACCAUAUGUUCCUGUUCCUAUUCCUAUUGGGAGUUCAUCUUCCAGCUUUACAAACAGAAACCAAAGAAGUUCUUCAUUUGGGAGCAUCUCAACAAGCUCAAGCUCCUCCAAAGGGCAGCUGGAGGACUCUGCUGUGGGUAGUUUUAAAAAGAUGAGCCUGCCUGACCAGACUGGCCCUACAUCAUCUGUGUGCAGUAGCCCGCUUGUUAGGACUAAGUUUACAGGCGUGGACACAUCCAUUGAAUACUGCUCUCAGCCCGUGGAAGACACGGAGCAGAACGCAGAUUCCAGGAGCUGGGAAGAUCGACCGUCCACUCCUACUAUACUGGGUUAUGAGGUGAUGGAGGAAAGGGCAAAAUUCACUGUGUAUAAAAUACUAGUAAAAAGAAGUCCAGAGGAAAGUUGGGUAGUUUUCAGGCGGUACACUGACUUUUCCAGGCUUAAUGACAAGCUCAAAGAUAUGUUUCCAGGCUUUCGAUUGGCUCUGCCACCAAAGCGCUGGUUCAAGGAUAAUUAUAAUCCUGACUUCUUGGAAGAUCGACAGUUGGGACUACAAGCUUUCCUCCAAAACCUAGUAGCUCAUAAAGAUAUUGCUAACUGCCUUGCAGUGAGAGAAUUUCUUUGUCUGGAUGAUCCUCCAGGUCCUUUCGAUAGUCUAGAAGAGAGCAGG